Molecule: messenger RNA, 256 nt
Organism: Chondrus crispus (carragheen)
Lineage: Eukaryota; Rhodophyta; Florideophyceae; Gigartinales; Gigartinaceae
Exons: 2
Coding region: 1-174 (57 amino acids)
Source: RefSeq, a predicted model, not a curated record
AUGCCCUUUAAUGACACAGAUAGGAGGAGGGAUGUUGUUGCGCAGCUGAGACCGGCGUGGAAUUGGUUCAAAUGGACAGUGAUUAUUGUGACGGAGUUUGGGGCGUUCCUCGUGAGUUUGAAGGAGGUUUUGGAAAGCGGGCCGGCAAGAAGGAGGUAUCAACGUAUUGUUUAGGUACGAUUUGUCGAUGGGGUUUGUGCUUGAUGUGAUAUUUACGCGAUGGGAUUAUGUAAAGUUUGUUGUCGCUUCUUUGCAA